UCAGGCACUAGAGAGGCAGGUGGAGUCUCCGCCGUUGCCAUGGAAUCUGAGAGGAUGGGCUGUCCGGCCGUUAGUGGGAGGGAAGAAAUGCUUCAUUUAGUCAUCAUAGGUUAGGUACACAAGCCUACACCGACUCCAAUCUCCCUUUGGGGAGAGUCCUCUUCUCCGGCAAAAGGAGAGAAAUAGGGAACUUCGGCGGCUUCACUUUGCUUACUGCGCAGGCUCUUAAAGAACGAGCAUGCGCAGUGGGAAAGAGUGUAUGUGCUGCUGCUGCCCACAGACUGGCUGAGAGCAAAGUAGGGAAAGCCCGGGGGGCGCCUAAGACAUCACAGUGGGAAGCGGGUGGGCAAGGUGAAUCAGGGCUAAAAUUGAAUGAGCACUCGGCCUCGAAAACUAUGCCCCUGAACAUGUGCAAAGGGUAAUUUCAUCCCAUCAUCACUCCCGAGUAUCCUGCAGCCGCACACAAAGGAGUCUCUACUAGGUGCUCUUGGGCAGCUCCCUCCCCACUACUGCCUUGUGCCGAUGAUUAAAUUGUACAAUAAAAGCAUCGAAAAAGCUAAUUGAGGAGAAUUAAAACAAAGGACGAAAAUGGGACUAGAAAGGCGGGGCCUGAAGCUCCACCAAUCAGCUUCACAGAAGCUCACAGCUUUACGAAUCACAGCGCAAGGAGGAAUAGAUCCCUCCUCCUUAUAUCUACUCUACUGCCCGACGCGCCGGCUUGAGGGCGGGGUUGCGUUUUGGCGUCACCGACCGGAGCCUAGUUAUAGAACUUCCACAGCGCGAGAUGUCGUUGCCAUGGCGACCCCGGUAACCCUGAGGCGGCUGUCGCAGGAGGCGGCGGUGCUCGCGAACGUUGUCCGGGGCUCCCUGGGACCCCACGGAGGGCAGGUCCUGCUCACGCGCCCGACGGGGGAAGUGCUGCUCUCGCGGGACGGGCGGCGCGUCCUGGAGGCUUUGAACGUGGAGUCGCCAACGGCCAGAAUGAUGAUUGCAUGUAUUUCCACACACUGCAGUCUUACUGGAGAUGGUGCUAAAACAUUCAUCAUCCUACUCUCUGCUUUACUCCAAGGACUUGAAAAAUUGGGCAAAGGAAAUGGUAUUCAUCCUUGUGAAAAUAUUCAAAGAAAAGAGGAACAUAAAGAAAAGUGUUUCGGAUUGAAGCAAGUUUCCCAGUUCCUUAUGAUGAUCCAAACAUACGUCCUGGACCACAUAGUGACACAGAACCUUAAAGAACAUUUUCUACCCAUCCUUUCUGUUUGUGAUACAGAAAUAAGUAGGAGCACACUGGAAUCGGUAUUAGAAGCUUAUUUUUGUGGGAAAGUAGGAAAUAACAGACAAAAGUUACUUUCCCAGUUAAGCUGUAAUUUCUACUUCAAACUUACAGCUGAUAAAAAUAGGAGUGAAGUACUGUAUUUGGUGGAUGAAUGUUUUGCCGAGUUGCAUACUACUGUAACAGGCCUUCCUGUUUCAAGUUCAAGGAUCCUAGAUGGGCUUGUUCUUCACAGAGAUUUUGCUGUUUUCUGUCCUGCAGAUGGUGACAAAAAAGUUCUACUUGUAACAGAGCCUAUCCAGUCUGCUCUUUCUGACUUAGGUGUAGAAGUUGUCAUAAGUGCUGACAGUCAGUAUCAGGCAUCGGAAAUCUGGAUUACAAAAAGAACAGAAGCUGUUAUAAAACACAUGAAGGACAAUAACAUCAAGAUAUUAUUGUCAAGUGUAAAACAACAGAAAGCUGUUCAUUACUGUGCAGAAAAUAGUGGCAUAUCCAUUGUAGAAUGUCUGUCACAAGAGGAAAUAUCUUUUAUUUGCAGGAUCACAGGAAUUUCACCUUUUAGGCCAUCUUUGGACAAUAUUCACAGUGAAAUCACUGAAGUUGCCAUAGCAGAUUUUUGCCAAACUCUACGGCUUGGUGCCAGAAGUUAUGUUCACAUUGGUUUGAAGAGCACUCAUGCCCUUCAGCUCCACUGUGCAGUUCUCUGUGGACCGGUACAUGGGAUUACUGAGCAACAUGCAUGUGCUUUGCAUGGAGCAUUCAAAAUGUUAAAACAAAUGUUUACAGCCAUUCAUCUGACUGAGCAUUGUGACCUGAAAUCUCAAAGUCAGGACCUUUCACAAGCUGCACAUAAUAGCCAGCAGUGUUCAGCUGCAGAGCAGCAUUUUGUGGAGGAGCAUACUGACAUGAGUAAGGUUCCAGCCAGUGACAAGCUGUUGAGACUUUGUGGGAUUGACACAGAUGAGCAUUCUGCAGUUUCUACUUCAGUGACCAGCAAAGAGGUAGCAUUUCCAUACAUGCCCUUCCGUAUGUUCUCAGGUGUUGCCAGGUCCUUUGUAGAUUUACAGCAUGAUGCUAGAUGUAGGGUGCUAAAUGAAAGUGAAAGUAAUUUAGUUGGCUUACAAAAGCUGCCUCAGAAAUGCACGGAUCAAAAAGAAAUGCUUGAAAAUAAUCUGUGUGUUUCUGCCACAGUAGAAGAAAAUGCCACUUGUAGGCAUGUACCUGAUCAGCUACAAUCCAGUAAACACGGCUGUACUAGACAAGUUCAUGGAGUUCCACUUAUGUGUAAUAUUCAGAGUAAUUCUUCUUUAAAGGUGGGCUCUGUUGUGCCAGUAGGUGGAAUCUUUGAGAUCCUGCUACAUUACUAUCUGUCUUACUAUGCAAAGCAAUGCCAGUCACCAAACAUAUCAAUUCUUUGUACUCUAAUUGCUGAUGUGUUGUUAAAUGUUCCAAAGACCCUCUGUAGGACACAGAAAAGGAAUGCUUUUCCUCAGCUCUAUCUCAAAGUUACCCAUGCUGUCAGAAAUACUCAGCAUCUGCUGACAGAUCAAAAAAGCCUAGAAUCGGUGACUUGUAAGUAUCAGUUAGUGGUUUCCGUUCUUCAUUGUGCAGCAAGGCUUCUUAGUUUUGACUUGAUCAUUAGCAUCAAGAGAUUACCCCAAAAGUCUGAGGAGAGUGACUCAGAGGUUGAACUGUGAAGUCGGGCUUCUAGUCAAGCAGGUAUGACAUCUGGUUGCCAGAACCAGAUGUCACUCCAUGAAAUUUGUUGUAAAAGCAGCUGGAAUUACUAGGCAUUAUGCGAAAAUUAGAAAUAAAACAGGCCCUGCCCUCAGGCUUGCAGUAAAAAGAGAAAUAUAUGGUACAUUAGGAAGAACAGGGAACGUAAAUGGAUCAGGAAAGCCUGGUCAAAAGAGACCAUGAGAAGAAUCUUAAUUUAGCCAUGCAGAAUGGCUGGUUACUGCUAGAGCAAGAACGAAAGAACUAGGCGGCAGUUGGGCCAAAGUGCUCAUGGAAGGGGCUCCACUACCUCUGCUAGAUGGCAGAGUUUAGCUCUUUGAGGUAAUCCCAAGUGGGGCUAGCUGGGAUCUAGGGCAGGCAGUCUGGUGGAAAGGGCUUCAUCCUCUUUGUCUUGCUAAGCUACAAAACGACUGCUGAUGAGUGGUUCUGGCAUACUCCUUUCCACUGUACCCAAGCACAGUAGUGAUGAAUAGAGCUACUGAAAGAGGAGAGCUGGUCUGGAGAGGAGAGCUGGUCUUGGACCAGCUAAGCAGGGUCCACCCUAGUCACAUAUGAAUGGGAGAAUAGAAAUGUGAGCACUGUAAGAUAUUCCCCUCGGGAUGGAGCCGCUCUGGGAAGAGCAGAAAGUUUCAAGUUCCCUCCCUGGCUUCUCCAAGAUAGGACUGAGAGAGAUUCCUGCCUGCAACCUUGGAGAAGCUGCUGCCAAUCUGUGAAGACAGUACUGAGCUAGAUAGACCAAUGGUCUGACUCAGUAUAUGGCAGCUUCCUAUGUUCCUAGUUGCUUCUGGCCUUGAUUUCUUUAUCUCCUUAGUAGCUAACUUUCUCUGUCCUCCCAGCUCCUAGGGAAAAUUAGCCACUAAAAAUGAGAGGAGAGAUAGCCCGAGAAAAGUCAGGCCGCAGCUCCUUCAGUUUUAGCUCUAGCUUUCUCUGCCUGUCAGCAAGGCAGCCUUCAGAAUUCUCAAUAAGCAAGAGUUCUCAUAUAAUGUGUAGCCAGGCUUUUAUUUACAUGUCUGAGAUUUCAGUCUUUGUGGAAUCCAAAUGUCCUUUCAUGACGUUGCAAAGUUUGGUGAUCUACAGGAUACAGCUUUUCCACUGGAUCUAUAUUAUUUUCACCAUUUCAUUAGAAGCAAAAUUAAAUUACUUUAAAUGCA
This is a messenger RNA of Hemicordylus capensis (graceful crag lizard), 4158 nucleotides long. RefSeq names its product Bardet-Biedl syndrome 10 (gene BBS10). The coding region runs from base 589 to 2967 and encodes 792 amino acids. Gene Ontology annotation, biological process: chaperone-mediated protein complex assembly. Lineage: Eukaryota; Metazoa; Chordata; Lepidosauria; Squamata; Cordylidae. The transcript is spliced from 2 exons. Gene Ontology annotation, molecular function: ATP binding; ATP-dependent protein folding chaperone. The record is from RefSeq and is a predicted model, not a curated record.